AUGCCAUCAUCUCCGAUAUCUCCUCUCUGCGAGAGGUGUUCAGCACUUUCUCCAAUCGUCACCCGCCGCCGCUCUAGUUGCGCCUGGAGAACACCAAAACGAAAAGCAUUGCUCAUUGGCAUCAAUUCCGUGGCUACAUCCAACGAAGCUGCUUUGCACGGACCACACCGGGAUGUGAGAGACAUGAAGUCGCUCCUCAUGAGCAAGUAUAGCUUCCGAGAAGAAGACAUACAGCUUCUUGUCGAUGACGGCUGUCUCGGUCACUUGCAGCCGGACCGCACCAAUAUCAUGCAAGGCAUCAAAAAACUCGUGGAAAACACCGAACCAGGGGACAAACUAUUCUUUUUAUACUGCGGGCAUACGAUUCAAGUCCCUAAAUCCAGUAUAACUGAAGAGUUCGACGAUGGGCUGGACGAAUGUAUCGUUCCAUUGGACGGUGAAGACUGUGCGAUCAAGGACUAUGAAUUACGAGCACAGCUGGUGGAUCCCCUUCCGAUUGGCUCCAGUCUCGUGGCUGUAUUCGACUCGUGUCAUUCCGCCUCCCUCCUUGAUUUAGAGCAUUUACGCUGCAACCGCGUGUUUGUUCCUUGGGUCUCUAAAGGUCAACGCAUGACUGGCGAGCUGCGCAAUCGGAUGGUGCGCCAUCUUGCUUUGCCGAUGACCUCGCCGACAUCUCCUUGCUCAUUAACAAGACUACCAUCACGAUCCUCUGCAACUCGAGCACGUUCUCGCCGUGCCUCAAUCGACAUCAUAUCAAGUCCCAUAUCUCCGCGAAACCGAGCACUUAGCCCAUUGUUGCUGUCGCCUGCUCGAUACACAGCAUUCUCACCGAACAAAAGUCCCAGUGAAGCGAGUCCUCGAUCACCGUUCACAACAAACAAGGGGAAUGUUGUAGUUUCUCCAGACGCAAUGCAACGCCGAAUCCCCCCUCCACUGAAGUUGUGGGAGACGAACAAGGAAAAUCUUUUCGUGUUGAACCCCAAUGAACGCGAAAGAAUUCCGCUUAUGAGCACUUCACCGACUCAGUUGACGCUCACUAUCGGGCCCAGCGGUCUGGAUAACGUUCCAUUUACGCCCUCCACGGCAACAGUACUCUCCCCAACAGCGACACUGUACGAUAGCCCGGUGCAAACGGUGUGCCAAGGUUGGUGUCGCGCAGGCAGUGAGCUUGCACUGCCUAUGAAAGCUGCCUCGAAACAAGCCUUUGUGAUUUCCCUUGCAGCAUGCAAGGACUCGGAACUGAGCUGGGAAACUGAAGAUGGAAGGAGUAUGACACAGGCCAUGAUCCAAGUUCUCAGUGAAGAUGCACACCCUAGUCUUCGAGAACUAGUGACGAGAAUCAGUCACAUCCUACAUGGCCUUGCACGAGAACGCCAUUCUCAAGCCUACGCAUGGAAGCGCUAUCGCAGAAAGCAUCCGAUGCUGCCACCUGACUCUGCCUCUUUCGACACGGAAACGUUUCAACAUCCUCAAAUUGCCAGCCAUCAGCCUCUUGAUAUGGAGAUGCGCUGGGAACUCUGA
Mycena indigotica is the source of this 1521-nucleotide messenger RNA. RefSeq lists its product as uncharacterized. The coding region runs from base 1 to 1521 and encodes 506 amino acids. Gene Ontology annotation, biological process: proteolysis. Lineage: Eukaryota; Fungi; Basidiomycota; Agaricomycetes; Agaricales; Mycenaceae. The record is from RefSeq and is a predicted model, not a curated record. Gene Ontology annotation, molecular function: cysteine-type endopeptidase activity. The transcript is spliced from 9 exons.